GUUUGUUUGUUUUUAUUCCCCCAAAGAAGAAAACAGACAUUUUGGUAGAGCCAGUGAGCGCAACCUUCCUGCACCGACUACAGGCUGAAUAUCCUCCGUUCCUCAACAUUUCAUGUGCAUUUCAACUCUUCCCGUCUCCCGAUAAAUAGCCAACUUUUGUAAAGUUUAAAUAAAUAAACAUUUCCGGCUGAAACUGGCUGUUUGUCUGCACGUGAGCUACCUCGCUGCUAAGCUAAGCUAAGCUAAGCUCAGUGUGAUGGCUGACUCCAGCAGCAGGAUGAUGACGUCUUCUGAACACCUGGCGGUCGGGCCUGCAGGGAAAGCGUCGUCGUCCUCGGUCGCGUCAGGAAAUGGAAACUGGGACGGUGCAGGUGGGAUGGACCAGAUAACUGUGGUGAGAAUAGAUGACACACACAUUGCCGAGGAGCAGGUGAAAGACGACGCCGCGGAGUACUACGAGGAGGAGUACUCGAUUCCUGAGGAGGACGAGGAGGAGGAGGAGGUUGCGGCAGAGGAAGAGGAAGACGGUGUUUUUGUCAUUGAGUAUUCAAACCCUGAAGAGGAGGGAGAGAGCUACCAGUUCACGAUGUCUGUGGACAGAUCGCUCCCGGCCAAAAAGCCAGAACCGACACCUCCUGUGGUCGGAGUGAACGCCAGAGCUCCCCUACCUGCGAUGUCCAAACCGUCCAGGCCGCAGAGGCCGAGGCACGAGGUGAGGCACGAGGUGAGGCAGAAGAGGAAGCUGAUAACGGAAGAGGAGGUGAAGAAGGAGGAAGUUGUGAGCAAUAAAUCCGUGUUGGAGCUCGGGGAGAACUACAGCGACGUGAUGGAAGUGAAUUCAGGCUCAGGUAAUAGACUGGUGUGCUCGCUGUGCCCGCCGCCCGGCAGGCUCUUCAAGAGAGGCUCAGGUUUGGCGGUGCACCUCAAACAGAUGCACCACAUGGUGGGGAAGAAGACGUUCUUCUGCACGACGUGCCAGCAGUCGGUUCGCACUCAGAUCGAACUGGACUCGCACACGCGACGCCACGCCAACCAGGACGCCGUGUUCACCUGCUACCUCUGCUCGGCCGAGGGAGAAAACAAAACGGAGGCGGAGAAGACGGGGUUCAGCGGGCCGAGGUGGGGUCUGAAGAGACACCUGGAGAAGGAGCAUCCGGGCGUCAUCCCUCGCUGCGACGUCUGCAACAAAGGCUUCAAAUCGCUGGCGUCGUACCUGGCCGAUCAGUUCAGGCACGUCGGCGUGUCGCCCUACUACUGCGCCAGGUGUCAGAUCUACGAGAUGACCGAGAGGGGUCUGAGCAUUCACAUCAAAAACCACGACAAGAAGAAGAAGAAGAAGCAGGAGUCUGGUGAAAACCUCCAGCAGACGUCGGGAGUCUCCGCCGUCGCUGAUAACUCCGCCACAGACGACUCCGACUUCUGACACGUCUCUGAGUGUUUGGAGUUAAAGCGGCUGCGGCUCAGUGACCUCUCUGUCCCACGCUUAUGCAUCUACGACUGAACUGAACUUUAGACACAGUUGUUUGGGUUUUUAUUGACAGGUAUCACAUUAAGGAAACCUUUCUUGUGGUCGACCCACUCAAGCUGUUCGUACGAUGUGGUCGAGUCUUCAGCCUCCAUCAGUGUCGCGUGUAGAGUAAAUCCAGUUGUGGCCUCAGUUGGGAAUUAAAGGAAAAUGACAUUUUUUCACAACCUGGGUCUUGUUUUUGUACGUUUGGCCAUCGUUGGAUGUGUUAAUUUAUUUUCACCAGCUUCAUUUAAAGGAUUCAUUUGACAUUUUUUUAAGGGAGUCUGGGGAAAUUGUGGCUCCUGGUUCUGUAGUAGUUCAGUACACUAGUGCUGAGGCUGGUUUUGGCAGGUUAAAGAGCGCAAACAUAUCAUCAGUUACAGUGAAGCAAAUGGAAAUCAGUGUGUUUCUUGUGUACUUACAGGACAUCAGUGGAGUAGACGGGCCUUCAGAGCGGCCCAGGACACAGAGUACCAUCUGACAGGCAGUUCUUUAGCAGUAUGCUGGAUUAAAGCUCACUAAUUGUCACAAUAUGUCUUGUUUGUUUAAUCCAUAUAAUAACUGUGUAAAAACAACUCAAAAUGUUGAGUUAUUCCUUUUAAGAGAUGUUGGACGCAGGGAGUUUGUGGUCGGUUUGACCAAAGAGCUUCAACAACUAGUCUGAAAAGUGAAGUUAAAGUAUCAAACAUGAAAUAUUACGGAGCACUGCUGUGAACAUUUAUCUUUAAUCUCUUCAGUAAAGUCUUAUAACUGAUAGAAAUAAUCUCAAAAACAAUGGUGCUGUUACUGACACUUAUUUUAUCUGGUUUAUUCAUCAUUGAAAUGUCAGAAAAUAGAGAGAAAUGCCUGUUAAAGUGUCCUGUGAUGUCUGAAAACCCAAAGAUAUUCAGUUUAUAAUGAGAUAAAACGAGCUGUAAUAGAAAUAAGACCCAGGUUGUGUAUCAGUCAACCCCUCAGCCCUCCACAGUGUUGAUGCUGUUUGUUCUUCAUUAGUGUCUGAGUCGGUGCAUGUGUGUGUACAUACUGUAUAUUCUGUAUUACUCAGCAGUUAUUCCAGUUACAGCAGAAGAAAGUGAAUCCGUUUUCAUCCUCAGAGUUCAAACCUGUCCACAGCUCUCCGAGUGGGAUCAGCCUCCAAAAGCAGGUUGUAACAAACAAACAAUAGACGCUAAAGUAACUCAUGUAAAGGAGCAACGCCAGUAUUAUUUCAUGUUUUACUUCAAAUCGUGUUCUUUGCUUUACAGCUGACAUCAAAGCAGGUUUCCAGGUUGAUAAAAAGGUGGGAAAUCAAUCACAGCGAAUUCUUGUUUAUCUCACUUUUUUGUCAAAGUGAAAUGAUAAGAUGAUUUUAUAUAUACACACAAUUCAUUUGGCAUUAAAUUACGCACUGGAUAUCUCAGACCAGAACUAUGGGCACUACUCUGACCUCUGUCAUUUUACACACUUAAAACUCACCAAAACCGUCUCUAUUAGUCUUUCCACUGAAUAAAUCCAACAGAUAAACAGUAUUUUCAGUGGCUCUCCUCAGCAGAUAGUUGUUUGCUGCUAUAUUAAUGUUUUAAAUCUCACAUAUAACCUUUUAACAGUAACGUAGCUGAAAGAGCUGCUGCUGUGGUGCAUUCAUGGUCCUGUGAGAAGCUCUGACAAAUGAGACCUCACAGUCAUCUGGAGUUGGUUUUUUUAAAGGAAAUGAAGCUUUUUAUCAGCAAUUUGUUCACUAAAAACCUGAAAGGAUUCUGAAUUAGUCUGCACACAACGACACCACUUUAAAUGUAAGAAUAAAAACAAUUAUUACCACUAACAAAAAACGUUUCUGGCAGCUGAUUUCAUAGAAAUGAACUGAAACACAUUUUUGCCUUGAAGGAAGUAAAAUAAUAUACAUGUGAUUGGUAGUGAAUGGAUAGAACGAGUAUUAACACAGUAUGAUCCAGGUUGCUGUUUCCCUCUGAAAUAAAGACUGCAUGCAUUUAAAUGUCCUAAUUACACAGGAAAAACAGGCUUUUUAACAGAAACUCUAAAGUACGUUCUUGAGAUUAAAAGUGUUGAAACUUCUGGAGUUUGUUUUUCUUCAGCAGCCGGAGUUUGUUCAGUCGUCCUGAGGAAGUCAAAGUGCACAGAGAAAUCUAAAGUUGACCUUCAAUGACAACUGGGUGAAAUCCAUCUACAGAUCGAAAGCUCCAGAACAGCUACUAAACAAAAUAAAAUGUGAUCCUGAUGUAGAAAAUGUACUCACACAAACAUUAAAUAAUCCUUAAUAAACUAAAUUAAACUACAUUAAAGAUAUUUUUAUAAUCUUUAAAGUCUUUUAUGACGUAACAGCACAAAAAGUUUGAAAAUAAAACUUUUUUCUUUGUUUUUUAACCAAAAAACUAACAGAUGAAUUCAUGAAAGUGAAAAUAAAUGUUCCAACAACCCAGUUUAUUUACAUUAUUUAUACAGUGUAUUAAUGUGGUUAUAAGCAGUGAAAUAAGUAUUCAGUGUUUCACAAGAAAAACACUAAAAUUACAUCAAAGUAGUUUUUUGUUUCUUCUUUUUUAUCCCUUAAAUCAAUCUUAUUUAAAUUUGGACCCCAUUAAUCGGGGCCCUUAACCUCAGAUUUAAAACCACUGAGGUAGCGCCUGUGGACUUCAGUCUCUCUCCCUCAUUGAUUAUGUUUAUCACUGAAAUUAGCAUCAUAAAUGAUAAUCAUGGAACCUGUUUUAGCCCAAAAUAUGGAUUAAAAAACCCACUGAUGAUCUGAAUACUGUAAAUUAUUUAUAUGUUAUUUUAUUAUAUUGAGCUGGUUUGUUUUGCAAUCAAGUUUUUUUUUUAAUUCAACAAUAAGAAUAAAACAUGAAUCAUAAAUAUUCUGCUUUUAGAGGAUGAAACGAGUAUUAAAGGGGCUGAAAUCGUUAAAAUAUCGACUGCGUUUUGGUGCACAAACACUGAGAUGAACUGCAACAGUCUGUUUGUAUUAAACAUUUUAAAGUGAAUAUAUGUUUUUUUAUUCUUUGCUGUAACAUUUGUUGGCAACAUCCUUGUGACUUCUUUAAUUUUCUGACAUUAAAGGGAAUCACCACUGA
Messenger RNA from Dicentrarchus labrax (European seabass), 4569 nucleotides. Its product is annotated as zinc finger and BTB domain-containing protein 11-like. The record is from RefSeq and is a predicted model, not a curated record. Gene Ontology annotation, molecular function: RNA polymerase II cis-regulatory region sequence-specific DNA binding; DNA-binding transcription factor activity. The transcript is spliced from 2 exons. Gene Ontology annotation, biological process: regulation of transcription by RNA polymerase II. Lineage: Eukaryota; Metazoa; Chordata; Actinopteri; Moronidae. The coding region runs from base 257 to 1423 and encodes 388 amino acids.